This is a messenger RNA of Malaya genurostris, 3608 nucleotides long. RefSeq names its product protein bride of sevenless (gene boss). Bases 521 to 3391 code for a protein of 956 amino acids. Gene Ontology annotation, biological process: visual perception; G protein-coupled receptor signaling pathway. The record is from RefSeq and is a predicted model, not a curated record. The transcript has 7 exons. Gene Ontology annotation, cellular component: membrane. Gene Ontology annotation, molecular function: sevenless binding; adenylate cyclase inhibiting G protein-coupled glutamate receptor activity. NCBI's taxonomy places the organism in Eukaryota, Metazoa, Arthropoda, Insecta, Diptera, Culicidae.
CACGCCGUUGGGUUCUUAUGGCGUGCGAUAUGUUGGUUUCAGUUGCAACCGCGCUCUUUCCCUGGACACGUCGUUACACUUCGCGAUCGAGAGUUGGCCUAAUUGUGAUUGUUAGUUUAUUAUUUUAUUAUAACUGUCAAGGCCAGUACAAUGGAAGCAGACUCGCGCAGUGUUUUGUUUAAACAGAAACGAAGAAACGGAGGGCCAUUGUAGGAAAAUGUUAAAAUGCAAUUACAAUUUGCAACGAUUUGAAAGUGCAUAAAUAGUUUAUGAUCAAGAAAAACCGUACCAGAAGAGCGUACAUUUGUAAGUGAAACCUAAUAUAUGAACUAGAUGAGAGCAAAAGUGAAACAUGCGCCAGUACCGGAUGAGCCGUUAAAUGCAGAUAAACAGCUGAUUGCGGAUAGCGGGCGCGUGAAUUAACAGACGACGUGUAGGCGGUAGACACAUCGCAAAACAUCGUUUGUGGUAAUAACGGAAGGGAAAGCUGCAUGCGGUGGCGGCGAAUGCAUCGGUGAUCAUGAGGCGCAAGCAGAGAUGGUGCGAACAACUUUGCCUUGCAGGCGGACUUUUGUUGCUUUACGGUGUUCUCUGCGGAAGAUGUGACGAAGCCAUACCGCUCCUCAGCACGACACAAAUCGCCGUAGAGGUUACAGCGGAGCUCACACCCAUCACAGAAAGUAUUGAUGCAACGAAGGUGAUAGAAGAAAUUACCGAUAAUAGUAUUACAACAAUUAGCCCUACAAGAGGUCAGCAUAGGAAGGACUUUGAUCCGCUAGAGACUGACUCUACUCUAACUACUGUUGAUGACAUUGUUAAGCUAUUGGAGUCUACAACGUCUUAUUCGAGCCUGGGAGAAAAUCCGAUUCAAUUGGCUACACUGGAUAGUGAAAACUACACUGACUCUGUCACAUAUGAAAAAGACACGCUUCAGAAACCACAGAAUUGUUCCAGUAAUUCUAAUAAUAGAAUCUUAAUUGAUUUAUCUGUUGGCGGAGAUUUUCGGCGCUCAAGUUCGCGAGCUCACACACAUCACGAAGCACCAAUUUCAUACGAUGAUCGGGUUGCGGAAGAAGCAGAACAUAUUAAUGACACCUUGCCGCCGACUGGCCUUGGCAAUUCAAUAUAUUUGCUUGACGGAGACUACACGAUUUCGUUGAUCACAGACCAAGCUGAUUUCGGCGCCAUUCUAUUCAUUGUAGACCGCAUCAACGAGCUUCAAUUGAUCAAUAACAAUGGCACUUUAGGUUUGCGAAUUAUGUUUGUACAGAACAGGUCCGCAGUUCAGCAAAUGCUGGAGGAAGAAUUUCAAUACUCACGGGAAUGUUCACCACAAAUCAUUGGAGUUUUCGUCUCUCGAUCUCUGUGGUCCGCCAUCCAGCCUGUGGUGAACAUUUCAAACAUGCCUUUUAAUAUCCACGCCUUCCCGUCGUCGAAUGAUCUUCUUUACGCAAUGGCGGCCCAUCUUCUCUACGAGCUACCAUGGACAAAUCCCAACUCUUCGCUAACGGUGCGAUCGGACUCGGUUGAACGUUCCGAAGAAUUUAUUGCGAUGUGCCGGCAUCAUCAGCUCUGUCUGGACAACUUGCCAGGCAACAACACAAUUUCCGUCAUCUUGGGCGCAGCGGAUACAAUAAACUUUUCCAUCAGUGAAACACUAAUCGUUAUUUUGUCUGGACAAGAUAAACUGUUUGUGUCAGAUCUUCCGGAUGGCUCCUACGUGAUUGCAGAAAAUGAAAUCAAUCUGUCUGCACUUGAAAACCAGUUGGAUAUCAUUACGAAUAAGCGUUAUGGCACAAAGUUGCUAUCGAGCGAUAUACUCACCUCAGCUUCCGUGUUCUUAGAGAUAGUUAAACUGCUGAACCUUCUAACUCAUCAGAACUGUCACACCAACGGUAGUGACCGUUGUGGAAGUUUCAACGAAACCUUUAGAAACUGGAAAUACUACGCCAAACUGUCAUCACAGAAAAUUGUAGCCGAAUUAGAGCUGGAAAACCUCACACAAUUGAUGACGUUCGAAAUGCGACAAAAGUUUAGUUCGCUACAGAACACUUCCGAUCUUGUGCUUGAAUUGAGACCCAUUGCUAGUUCCAACAUUGUGACCAAUGUGACAACCGUCUACCAACUGAAUGAGUUGAGCGAUCUGACAAACCAAAUACCAAUGAAACUGGGCAACAUUUUCUAUUGUACCAAAGAAUUUGAAAGUCGUCACCCGGACUUUGGGAAUCACCAUCGGCCUAUUUACUAUGGAAGCGAGUAUGUCGAGAUGUACUGGCAGAUCAGGCAGGAGCCUUGGGUAGCUGCGGGACUUACGAUUGCUUCGUUAGGGAUUUUAUUCUGCAUGGCAAUAUUGAUAUUUUUGGUUGUUCGUGUUUGCAUGGAGGAUGUGUUGGAAGGAAACCCGUUGAGCAGCAUUCUCCUAUUAGUUAGCUUGAUAUUUCAAUUCUCAGCUUUCCUUCCAUUCAGCAUGGAAUACACAGGAUAUUUACCGCAGUUUUUACACAAGGCAGAAACGAUACAUAAGUGGAAUACCUUGUGUACAGUUAAAAUAUUUGUCGUCUCUGUCUGCUAUUGUAUUACCUUUUCUUUGCUGCUAUGUCGAGCGAUUAUGCUGGCAUCCAUCGGUAGCGAGGGCGGAUUCCUUUCUCACGUCAAUGGAUACCUGCAGAGUGUGAUAUGUGUGUUCAGCACUUUGGUUCAACUUGGACUAUCAUCGCAACUAGUCAUUGUUUUGCAUGCUAAUGCUCGUAGCCUGACGUGCGACGAACUUUACUUUGGGAACUGGUUUUGGGCCAUCAUAGCGUACGAUGGUUUACUUUUGGUAGCUCUCGUUUCGCUCUCUCCGCUCGUCUUCAGAUCACAAAGAAAUUAUCGAGAAGGUAUACUGCUAGUAACUGGUUCUAUUUUAUGUCUGGUAAUAUGGAUAACGUGGAUCCCGCUCAGUAUGUUUGGCUAUGAAUGGCGAGAAGCUGCUGUUUCGUUGGGACUGGUUGCAACUGCAACUGCGAUUCUAGUUGGUGUCAUGGUUCCACGAUGCUUCCUCAUGGUUCGGAGUAUUGCUAGAUCCGACUUAGUACAAGCUCUUCCCUCGCUAACUUCGCUGGCCUUUGCUCAAUCCAACCAGUACAUGUCUGAACAGAGUGUGUACGAGUGUGUAAAUCCUGCUAUGCGACAACAACGCUCCACUACAGCGGACAGUUUUCUGGAGCAUGACGCGGAGGAUUCUUACAUGGCGACUAGUGAGAUUCCAACAUUACCUUUACGGGGUCGAAGUCAACAGCCAGAAAUUAAUGGAAAUGGUUUAAUGAAUUUCUACGGUGUUAACAAUGCGUACGGUUGUCCGGAAUCUCUUGCUUCUGAGCUGUCGCCGAACAAGAUAACACGGUUCUAGAAUCUCUUUCGGUUCAAUUCUCAACCCGGACGUUCACAUUCCAAAGAUAUUCGUAUUCUGUUUCAUGCGAUACAACCUACCAAUCUAGUCAGCAACAUUUUGUACAUUUCUUGUUCGUUUAAGUAUCAUCUUCUUAUUUUGUACUAUUUAUUUCAAUUUUUCACAUUAGAUCUAAGUGGUAAUAUAAACUAAGUGAGCUCGAUUUUAGAAUACUGAA